UCUAUUCCAGCAACAGUUUCAUUCUUAUUAUUACUAGAUGGCUUUAAUCAACCACUUAAUUUUAUACCACCCACCGUAAAAUUUUUGUUUUUACAUAAAAUCAGUUAUCAACUAACACCUGGCUCAAUUCCAUAUCAUUUAACUCAAAUUGGAUUUUCUAAUGGCUUCUCUCAACGUUUUACAAAAGGCAUAAUCCCUGACUCUAUAGCUAAUGUUGCUAUUGGCGAUGUGGUCUAUGCUUUAGAUUCUGACUCCAUUUCAAACCCUAAUCAUCAAUUAUUAUUACUUGAUGGCUUUAAUCAUCCACUUGAUUUUAUACCAAGCACCGUACAGAGCUUGUUUUUACAAAACAUCAAGUAUCAAUUAAAAAAAGGUUCAAUUCCAAAACAUUUAAAUAUUCUUGGAUUUACCAAUGGCUUUGAUCAGGAAUUAACAAAAGAUAUUAUCCCUGACACUGUAACAUCUAUUUUAAUUGGCGAUGUGGUCCAUUCUUUAAAGCCUGACUCGAUUUCAAACUCAGAACAAAUAAUUUAUUAUUAUGGCAACUACAAACAUAAAAAAAUUAAUUUUUAUCGGUCUCAAAGUAAUAAUUCAAAUUUAUAG
Molecule: messenger RNA, 603 nt
Organism: Dictyostelium purpureum
Lineage: Eukaryota; Evosea; Eumycetozoa; Dictyosteliales; Dictyosteliaceae
Exons: 2
Source: RefSeq, a predicted model, not a curated record